This is a messenger RNA of Candidozyma duobushaemuli, 1827 nucleotides long. It is a transcript of the gene SAC1, whose product is annotated as phosphatidylinositol-3-phosphatase. The transcript has a single exon. Gene Ontology annotation, biological process: phosphatidylinositol dephosphorylation. Gene Ontology annotation, cellular component: endoplasmic reticulum. Gene Ontology annotation, molecular function: phosphatidylinositol-4-phosphate phosphatase activity. The record is from RefSeq and is a predicted model, not a curated record. The coding region runs from base 1 to 1827 and encodes 608 amino acids. Lineage: Eukaryota; Fungi; Ascomycota; Pichiomycetes; Serinales; Metschnikowiaceae.
AUGUCGUUAACACACUUUGUCAGUGCCGACGGCCUGCACGUGCUCUUCCUGCCAACUGCCAACCAGUACUUGGUGGUCAAUUCCGAAGGUUCCACGGUUUCUUCGUCUUCUCCAGAUGUCGCUGCCAAGGGGAAGGGAUCCACAGUUUCGGCGGUUUUGGGAACCAUUCGCUUCAGAAUCAACAAGUACCUUGUUUUGGUCGACAAGCACGAGGUCACGGGAACCGCCUUGGGCAAGAAAAUCGCCAGGGUCGUUUCCCACAAGAUCCUCCCAUUGGGCAACGAGAGCCUCUCCAAGAAGGACGCCGAGGAGUCCAGCUACUUGGCGCUUUUGGAGCAGCACUUGAAGCUGGCCUCGUUGUUCUUUUCGCUCGACAACGCCUAUGACUUGACCAAUUCCUUGCAGAGACAGCUUGCCGACGGUGUCACCAAGCCCGAUGCUCGUUUCUUCUGGAACCAGUACUUGUCGGAGGAAUUGAUCGCUGCCGGUGCCUCCGCCUUCGUUACUCCUACGAUUUACGGCUACUUCAAGUCUCACACCACCGAGUUCAAGGGCCACCAGAAGUUGGACUUUGCUCUUUUGACUCGUCGUUCAUGGUCCCGUGCUGGUACCCGGUACUUCCGUCGUGGUAUCGACGAGGACGGAAACGUGGCCAACUUCAACGAGACCGAGCAGAUCUUCUUGACCUCUGACAAUCAGCUCUUUGCGUUCCUCCAGACCAGAGGCUCUGUGCCCGUGUACUGGUCCGAGAUCAACGACUUGAAGUACAAGCCCAACUUGGCCAUCUCGUCCAGACCUUCCCAGGACGCCACCGCCAAGCACUUUGAGCAGCAGGUCAAGCUCUACGGCGACAACUACUUGGUCAACUUGGUCAACCAGAGCGGCUACGAGAAGCCCGUUAAGGAUGCUUACGAGGAGGCUGUUCAGACUUUGCCUGCUUCGCUUGCCCAAAAAGUCAAGUACAUCUACUUUGACUUCCACCACGAGUGCAGCAAGAUGCGCUGGGACAGAGUCAAGCUCUUGCUCGAGCACUUGACCCAAUUGGGCUUCAACAACGACAACUUCUUUGCCUACGAUCUCAACACCAACACCGUCAACAGCGUGCAGAACAAGGUCGUCAGAACCAACUGUAUGGACUGUUUGGACAGAACCAACGUGGUGCAGUCCAUGUUGGGUCGCUGGGUGUUGCAGAGACAGCUCGAGUUGAACAACUACUUGUCCUCGGCUGGACAGCCUUGGGAGCUUGUGGAUCCCGACUUCAACUUGUUUUUCCAGAGCUUCUGGGCCGACAAUGCCGACGCUGUGUCCAACGCCUACUCUGGUACCGGUGCGUUGAAGACCGACUACACCAGAACCGGAAAGAGAACCAAGAUGGGUGCCUUGCAGGACUUGAACAACUCCAUCACCAGAUACUACCUCAAUAACCUCAGAGACGGCCACAGACAGGACGCCUACGACUUGUUCUUGGGUAACUACAGGCCGUUCAGAGACUCCAUCAACAGCCCCUUCGUCGACAAGAGAUCGCCAUACAUCCAAUUGCUUCCCUACAUCAUUGGAGCUUCUUUCUUUGUGCUUCUUUCGCUUUUGUUCUGGCCCACCGGCUCGCUUCUCAGCUGGAAGAACAUCUUCAUUGUCAGCGGAUGCCUAUACGUUUUCCUCAAGAACGCCUACUACCUCGUCAAGAACGGCUACCAGUUUGUCGACUGGCCCAAGUUGGUGCCAUUGGACUUCUUGAAGAGAAUUGAGGAGUACUCGCAGGAUGGUAAGUUUGUUGGAGUCAAGUAUGAGGAGCACGAGAACUACAAGACGUCGAAGAAGCAGAUCUAG